AUGCAUCAAGAAUUUAGUUUAAAAAAAUCAGCAGAUAUGGAGGACGUUAGAGGAAUGAUAGAAGUUGGUAACUGCUAUAGAAAGGGGAUAGGAGUAGUAAGAGACAUACAACGGGCUAAUUAUUGGUAUCGAAAGGGAAGAAAUAUAAAAAAGAUAAACAUACAUGGAUCACAGGAAGGCUUAGAUAAUGACGGAUUAAAGAAACCAUAUGCUAUAUAG
This is a messenger RNA of Racocetra persica, 219 nucleotides long. The record is from the annotation of a GenBank genome assembly. NCBI's taxonomy places the organism in Eukaryota, Fungi, Glomeromycota, Glomeromycetes, Diversisporales, Gigasporaceae.